This is a messenger RNA of Priapulus caudatus, 1168 nucleotides long. RefSeq names its product glycogen synthase kinase-3 beta-like. Gene Ontology annotation, biological process: protein phosphorylation; signal transduction; negative regulation of canonical Wnt signaling pathway. Gene Ontology annotation, molecular function: ATP binding; protein serine/threonine kinase activity. Gene Ontology annotation, cellular component: nucleus; axon; cytoplasm. The record is from RefSeq and is a predicted model, not a curated record. NCBI's taxonomy places the organism in Eukaryota, Metazoa, Priapulida, Priapulimorpha, Priapulimorphida, Priapulidae.
UACGUCAGUGUCAACGAGUGCAGCCAUUGCAGAGUGAAGUAUUAUUUCGAUCUACAAAAUUGGUUUUUAUAACCUGAUAUCAACUGUAUAGUCAAAUAAUAUUAUUGCCUAUUUGGAUGGGGCGAUACGUUAUCAAAUGGGUUAAUUGUUUCAUAUUGAAUUACAAGUCGGAGCGAUAAAGUGUGCAUCGUGUACAGUUACGAGGUUGGGCAGUGUAGUCGGUCGUUCCUGCUUUGCCAUGUUUCACUGUGACACUGAUCCAUCGCAGAAAUACAGCUAGGCCCUACCGACCAACUUUCGCCAGGUUGGCACAUUGAAAUAGACCUUUUAGUGGACACUUAAAUACUGUGUGAAAAUAAGUGCCUCUCUAACGUGAUCCUAAGAGUACAAUCUUCUUUAGUUUACUUCUUAAUUGUGCCUCAUUAAAUAUCGAUAAGGACAGGCUGUGCCAUUUGGUUGAUGAAUUAUGAGUAGUUCUCGAGCAAGGACUACUUCAUUUGCGGAACCAGGAAAAGUACCUGCUUCUGGAGGAUCCAUGCAAGGGCUGAGAAUCAGCAAUAAAGAUGGCGGUAAGAUCACGACGGUGGUGGCGACGCCGGGGCCGGAGCCCGACCGGCCGCAAGAGGUCUCCUACACCGACACGAAGGUGAUCGGUAACGGCUCGUUCGGCGUCGUCUACCAGGCACGCCUGUGCAGCAGCGGGGAGCAGGUCGCCAUCAAGAAAGUGCUGCAGGACAAGAGAUUCAAGAAGGACGAGGUCUAUCUGAACCUGGUGUUGGAGUAUGUGCCGGAGACUGUGUACAGGGUAGCGAGACACUACAGCAAAACCAAACAGACCGUUCCCAUUUUGUAUAUAAAGCUGUAUUUGUAUCAGCUAUUUAGAAGCCUAGCCUACAUACACGCACUGGGAAUCUGCCAUCGGGACAUCAAACCUCAGAAUCUGCUGCUUGAUCCUGAAACUGCAGUGCUCAAACUCUGUGAUUUCGGAAGUGCGAAGCAGCUGGUGAAAGGAGAACCGAAUGUCUCCUACAUCUGUUCACGUUACUACAGAGCCCCGGAGUUGAUAUUCGGUGCGACGGACUAUACCUCUACUAUUGGUGAGCUUUACAUGUACGCAGGCGCUGGAGACAAGGUGAGUGAGAUAAUAGAGAGGCGUUACGUCGAUUAA